This is a messenger RNA of Larimichthys crocea (large yellow croaker), 1132 nucleotides long. Its product is annotated as macrophage mannose receptor 1-like. Bases 146 to 868 code for a protein of 240 amino acids. Lineage: Eukaryota; Metazoa; Chordata; Actinopteri; Sciaenidae. The transcript is spliced from 2 exons. The record is from RefSeq and is a predicted model, not a curated record.
UUUGUUUGGCAGUUUCCCACUUGAAAAUCCUGAUGAGGACUCAGAAACAUUCACAGCCACAGAAGUUGUAACACAACUGAACCUGCACUUGGAGAACGCGAUUCAAGAAAAGAGACAACUGGAUGUGGAGAACCAAAAGCUUAACAUGUUUCUAAAUUCAACUCUGGAAAACUUUAACCUCAUAGAGGAAGAGAAGAAACAACUUAACCUCCAUCUGAACGAAUCACUGAAGAUCAUCACCCUCCAAGGCGCAGAAAGUAAACAGUUGCACCAGCUGUUAUUGAAUGAACAGCUAAACUCCAUGCAGCUGAAAGCAGCUAAUGAACACCAGCUUUCAAUCCUGUUCUCGACCAAAAUGGGCUUCCUUUGGAGAUUCUGCAACAGAGACACCCUGCAGUGUUCACACUGCCCGCCUGGCUGGACUGAACACGCUUCACGCUGCUUCAUCCUGUCCCACGAACCAAAGCAGUGGGAAAAUGCUCGCAUAGAGUGUCUUGACUAUGGGGGUGACCUGGCUAUGGUUUGGAAUAAAGAAGACCAGGCAUUGUUGACCAACAUGACUUUUCAGUAUGUACAGCAGAAUCCUAGUGAAGAUUUUCAUUCAGCAUGGAUUGGAUUGCAAGAUAUGGUCCAGGAGGGCACCUUCUACUGGGUCAAUGGCGACACGAUCAAGUGGAAUGUCAUUUAUUGGAUGGAUCAGGAGCCAAAUAACGCUAUGGACAACUGGGACUUGAAAGGACAGGACUGUGUUGCCAUUGUUCCACCAACACGCAUUGGAGCGGAAGACUGGUUGAACAACUGGGAUGACAGUGUUUGUGAAGACAGACGGCACUACAUUUGUGAGACCACAGCUCUCAUUUUGGGCUGACUGAUGUAACACCCGUUACACUCACAAGUGUGUAUAUAUGUACAUAUUUAUAUGUCCUGUUGUGUUACAACAAUGCAGCUAAAGUACAAGAAUAUAUGACUAUUUAAAUCAAUUACAAUUACAAUAUAUUUAAUGGCAUCUUCACCACUGUUGUGUUAUAGACAUAAUUUAUUAACUCAAGAUUUAAGGGUGGGGGAUGAACAGCCAAUCAUAAUUGCAUCACUUUAGGCAGGCAUAUAAUAAACAUUUGUAUUCUGUACAUAA